AUGUCGACAAUCUUCGCCAUGUGUUCGGGAUCAUUGCCGGCGGCGAUUUCAGUUUUUUUCGAGUUUCAGGUUUGAACAAAUUCCGGUUUUGGUAAAACUUCAAGACUUUUUUUCUGAUUCUAUUUAUUUUUUUUAUGCCGUACCUCUGCUUUCAAGAAAACUAAGAUUGCAAUCAAAUUUUUGAAAAACUCAUAGAUCAGUAGUUUUUGCAACUCUCAUUUUUCAGUUAAGAAAAAUUACCUUCUUUUGAGAGUUUAGUAAAUUUUCAUGUUCAUAGUCCAUUCCGCGCCUGCUUGUCCCGUUUUUUUUUCCUACAUUGAAGACCGUUGACCGAGUUUUGCUUCGAGAUCAUUUUUCACAAUUUUGUAAUUGUUUUUGGAGUCUGUAGGGCAAAGGUGCUAGAAGGCUUCUCAAAAAACUGUACAAAAAAGCUGGGACGGUAGCUUUUUGAGAUUUUGAAUGUAAGAAUCUUAAUCCGUUCUCGUGCUACAGUAUCUUCGGCGUUGAAGUUUUGUCACGCUUGACGAUGAUCCUUUAAUAGCGCUGAAUUUCUUGAAGUUUUCAAAGCUGUUAGAUGGAAACAUUUAGCGUUAUUAAAGGAACAUCGUGGCGCGCGAUAAAAGUCUGAUAAUGAAAGGUACUGUGGCCACUGGGGUGGAUUAAGCGACUUUACAUUCAAACCCUAAACUGACUAUAUAAUUCGUUCAGGAAAAAGUAGCCUGAACGUUUUGAAGCGGCUGAGCGGCAAGUCCAACUGGAAACCAAGACAAAUGACCUACACAAAGUUACGAGAUCAAAGAGAGAUUAUCGACCACGCGAUGGCGGUUUUCAUGCCUGGUGAGACGAGAUUUUAAUUGAUUUACAGUCUGUUGAAAAUUUGGUCUGAUCAGUGUUUGAAUCUCAAGUCGUCGCUCAAGCUCCGCCCCUAAGGGCUAGUUAGACCAAUCAGAGAACGACCCAUCUACAGAGCGUCUUCGAAUGACGCCAUUUUAACUGAAAUUCAAAAUCUGAAAAGACUAAUGCCGAUUCACGGCUAUCUUGGGACACUAUAAGGCCUGUCUGCUCUCUCCACUAUCGAGGCACUAUCUCUUCUUUUAUCGUGCCAGGACCAUUUUUUUUACGAAGGCGUAAGCGAGCCGCAUUGUGGCUCUAGUUAAAGACCCAGAAGUCGUGAGAGCAAAUACUGCGUCUUUUUGUAUUUUUUCCUUUAAAUAUUCGAACAAGACUCUCGGAAAGCUUGUGAUCCAUGGAGCGCGUUUACUUCACCCUCCUCAGCUACCUUGAAUAAAAUUUCUGAGCUGAAAAAUUCGAUAGUUCUUUCUGUGAGCUCAAAGUUCUUAGACUUAAAUUCCCAAGCUUCUGUGAGCUCGAUUUUUGAAUUUUUUUUGCAAGUUGAAGCUUUUUCCAGGCCCCCACACGUUCACUGGAGAAGACACGGCCGAAAUCUUCGUUCAUGGAAGUUUGGCCGUCGUGAAUUCUUUGGCCGAAUGUCUGGGUGGCAUGGAAGACGUACGUGAGGCGAAACGGGGCGAAUUCACGAGAAGGUUGGAAAUUUCGAAGAUUUGGUUCAUUCACAAGCUUAUCAGUAGCCUGAAGUAGAAUCUUUUUCGAAUAGUUAUUUUCAAAUCCGUUCGACAAUGUUCCGAAUAUUUCCCAAAAAAAACCAUUCAGGAUAAAAAAGUUGAGCUGAUUUUUCCUUUGUGUGUUCUCUAUACCUUUUCCAUAACCUCGUGGUUCCCGCCAAAAGCCGCGACGCGUACGCAACGCGCCAGUCUACCCAUCUCGCCUCUCAUAUUUAGUUGUCGCUUCAGAGCGUUCUACAACGGCAAAAUGGAUCUGAAUGAAGUUCGUGGCCUCGAAAAUCUCAUUAGGUCCAAAACGCAAACACAGCGACGGCUGGCUUUUGGCCAAAUGCGAGGGGGCGAGAAAUCCGUCGAGAUUCGGUUCGAGUCAAUAAGAAUUCUGAAGAUUUCAGUGAUCUUUUUAGAGAUCGACUGGCGGAAAUGAUCGCCAAAACUUUCACGAUCAUGGAUUUUGGGGAGCACGUCGAGAUGUCUCUGGACAGUGUCAGGUCAGUUAUUUUCAAGGGAAAGAUUGAUGGAAAUGGCUAGUUUUCGUAUGCAAAGUUGACUUUCUCGAGAAAAAAAAUUGGCAUUGGUUUACGGGGGCUAUGAGGGACAGAGACUCAUUUCAUAAAGGUCCUGAGACGAACAGCCGAUUUUGGUGUUAUGGGUAAGAAAAAUUUUCAAAUUUUUAAGGAUUUUAAGCGAACCAUGCCUAUUUCAGCUUCCAAAAACCAUGCAAAAAUAAAACCUUAUUGAAAUAAUGACUUCUUCGAAAAUUUUGAGAAAAUAGAGAGGUGGAACACAAAAGAGUCCGAAUUUUCUGUAUUAAGUAUAUAUGGCAACCUUUUUCCCACUUUUCCCUUUUUUUUUCCCGAAAGUUGAAAAGUUUAAAGAAUUAGGACAUUACAAAAAGUUUAUUUAAACAAAUGAAAAGAAAGUUGAAAUUUUUUCAAAGUGAGUUCUACGUUAUUUGGAAUAUUUGUAAGGCGAAAUCGAAUUUUUUUUUGUUUCUCGUCUGUUGUUGCUCGCUAUCCUAUAUAUUUUUUUAUUCUGUUUUCCAGGUCCUGUGAUUUUUUAAAAAUUUUGCGUUAAAUAAAUUUGUUGGAAAAUGGACAGCGAAGAUCUUUUCUGUAAAGAUAGACUACCAUUAGGUUUAUAAAAAAUGUGUAUUUCAGAGAUUCGAUUCAUUCUCUGGUCGAUGAACUCAGCGAAAUGAUCAAAAGUUCGCGAGGAGCCGAAAAAGCGCAACGGGGAAUUAAUAUAGUCCUUUUGGGAAGGCCGAACAGCGGAAAGAGUAGUCUUCUCAAUCGGUUAGGUUCGUUUUACGUGAAGAGAGGGAAAAAUUGGAAAAAUAUGAAAAUUAGGCCGUAAUUGCUAUUUGUGUAUUACUAAUUUUUGAUUUUUAUCUACUUUUGACCCUACCCUGGGAAAGGAAAGUUUUGAGGAGGGUCUUUUUUCGAAAAAAAAAAAUUAGGUUUGAGAUAACUUUUUUCAGGUUUUUAUUACUCUUUUUGAAAAAAAAACGGUAGUGCACUCCAUAGUUAAUAUUGAAAAAAAUUCAAGUUUUUCUUCAGUUUCUCCCUGAAUCUCCAUUCUCCUGCUUUCCUCAUUUUUCCUUCUCUUCGUCCAUUUUUCUUCUUAGCCCCAUAAAAUCCCCCCUGACUGAGGACGGCUUUUUCUCGUCUUCGUCAAUAAAUCAUUGUAUAAUAAAAAAUCGCCCCUGGUUUCAGCUCAUAGAGACGUCGCGAUCGUUAGUAAAUUGCCGGGAACGACUCGCGACAGCCUCGAGGUACACGAAAAACCAAUAAAUAUAUCUCUUUUGCAAAGAAGGAAAUAAGGAAAGAAAGAUAUAAAUUUCCCUCUUAGCCGUCCAGAGUACUGUGCUUUUAUGGCUCCUGCCUAAUGGGCUGGAAAAUGUGAAAAAGAAAAGAAAACUUCAGCUUCUCACGGAAAAGCAAGUUUCAAAGAGAUUUUCGUUUCUCAGGAACCCUGAAGUGGUCCCUAUUAGGACACCUUUAGAAAUCUUCGGAACGUCCCCUCCAGGGACACUUUUACCACCACCUCUAGGUCACUAAAGCUUGCAAAGUGGCCCAUGUAGGGGUUUUAUUUAGUGAAUCCUCCAGUGACCAUGCUACCCGAUUGAUGUUAUGAACUCUAUAAAAAAAGCAUUCCAUAUGAAAAACUCAAUAAAUUAAUUACAUAAAGGACCAGCUUGAAGAGACCGAGAAGAAUGUCUGAAAAGUCUUACAGCGAUUGGGAAAAUAUAUAUAUUUCGUUUGAGUUGAUUAAACGAAGAGUUUCCAGACUUCUCUGGAGAUCGGCGGUGUCGGCUGUCGGAUAACGGACACGGCUGGACUCCGCGACGACGCCGUCGACGAGGUCGAAUCCGAAGGCAUCAGAAGGGCCAAGAAGAAGUCAGAAUUCGUUUUAUGACUUGAAUAACUGAAUAACUUGAAAGAAAAGUUCAUACCUACUAUAUUCGUUCAUAAAACUGGAUUAAAUAAUUUUUUUGAAAGCUUAAAUUUAUCAGUUAAAGAAUAAUAGUCGUCUCCAGAAAGUUCCAGACAAGUUGAACUGAAAUAAAAAAUUCGUGAUAAAAAGUGGUUUCCAGUGUCUUCUACCCUACUUUAUUUGACGAAAUGAGGCCCAAAAAAAUUAGUUGCAUCUGAAUCACUAUUCAACCUCCUUGAAAGUACCGAAAAAGGGUAGGGCGAUCAAGCUUCUAGGCUUUAGUAAAACUUUCUGAGAGGCUGCACUCAAUAAUGUUGACGACGUGGAAAAUAUCGACUUCUCGAAUGAUUGAGAUGGUUGCUUCAGAAUCGUCGCAGCCGACGUCGUCGUCAUCGUUUUGGAUCCCACGACAUCUGAAGUCCAAGCGAAAGAGCUUUUGCAGACUUUCGAGGUUCUUUUCUGCUGGAAACUUUCUUGGAACUAUGUUUUUUUGAUUAGAAAUUAUCCUUUAGUUAGAUAGUUUUUAUUGAACUUUAAUAGGAUCCUCGUCGUGGAUUUCACAAGAAAUCUUACAGGGUAAAAGUAUGACCUAGACCCAAAACUGGAUGGAAAACGCUAUUAUUCUUCAAAAAAAAGUGUUUCAAAAUCUUUUAUUCAACAUUCAAAAUUGCCAGAAAAUAUAUCUCAGGUCCUUACACGAUUAUAAGAUUUUUCAAAGAAAUUUCUGUAGUUUCAAGUUCUUACGAUUUACUCUAAAAAGUUCGAGUUUUUUCUUCUUACAAAGUUCUUUUUCCUUCAUUUGCCACCGUUAAAAAUCGCAAAAACAACUUUUAGAUUUUCUAAAAUUUAUAUGAUUUGAGUGAAGAUAUCAAGAUAGGGAAAAGUUUAAGAGCUGUUAUGAAAAACAGUAAAAUUGGUUAAAUAUACUCAAUUCUGAUCCUGACACGAUUAUUGGGUACAUUUCCAGAUUUUGCUGUACUAAAAAUUACCUUUUCUCAAAAAUCGUUUUUUGUUAUUCGAAACUACUGAGGUUCAUGGAUUUUACAAAAAUUUGUAUGAUUUUAUUGAAGAUAAAUGGCGGAUUUUACGCUAUUCUGGUUCUGACGCGAUUAUGGGGUUUUUCCAGAUGUAACUGUACUUUGACUCCUUCAGACUUUCCUGCAAUUUCCUCAAAAACACCUUUUUCUCCCGAUUUCCCGCCACAAACCGCUGGUGUUACACCGGCCCCCAAGAACGUGUUGAUAACGUCUCUGGGCCAAAUGUUUUGUCAUCUGACGAGGGACGGCCAUUAAAAUCUAUCAUCUGCUGGCCUGGGAGCCCCCGGAAAAAUCGCGUUUUCCGGCCAGCUUUCUUCUCAAAACUUGUUUUUGAUGGGCUCGACGGCCGAGUGGAAAGCAAAAAUGUGAGAAAAGAUUGACGCUCGGCCGCCGUUGCAAAGAGAAAUAAAAAAAAGGGCUGUGAACAUUUUUUUUUUUUGGCUUCAUCUUGUUGAUUUUUUCCGGAUUGACAGGACCAGUUUUUAUUCUGGGAAAAAAAUAUUUAAACUAAGAAAAAAAUGCAAUAAAUGUGUAUGAAUGAAAAAAAGAACAGAGGGAUCUCCUGAAUUUUUUUCUAAUUCAUCUUUUUUUGUCUUUUUUUCUUGAUUUAUACUCUAUGAAAAAGAUUUUUGAAAACAAAAGAAAGUUCCUCAGAACGUGAGUGAAAAAAAGAAAAAGCUCAAAUCUUAAAAAGAUAUCAUAAAAAGAAAAAAAGCGCAGGAAUUUUUAUCUAACCAGGGAAUGGUCUCUAGCCGCAGCGGGACAAUUUUUUUCUACAAUCUUUCUCAGCCUAGCCGGGUUUUUUUCUACUGCCCAAGGAUGAAAAUUUCACAUUAAUUUAUUUUUACAAUUAUUUUGAUAUUUCUUGAGAACGGAUUCAGAAUCUGCGGAAAUCGUGUAAACUUACAGGAAAUUAAGAGCCAUUCCCGUCAAUUUUGGAACUUUUUUCAUAGAUCCUUCAAACCCCAACCAACAUUUUUUUCCGACAGAUGAAAGAAAAAAACCUGACUCUGUUUGCUCCUCGCAACUUUUUUCUCACUUAAUUAAUUAAAUAGAAUUUCUUCAGGAUCUUUCUCAUGCUGAUGCCAAACUAAUUAUCGUUCGGAACAAGAUCGACCUGAAAUCCGGAUUUGCCGCGGUGAAUUUCGAAGCCGAUAAGGUCGUCGGAACCAACGCGUUGUCUUCUGAUGGUUUUGUGAACAUUCAGCUGAUGCGCAGCGAAGUUUUCAGGAGUCGAUACGUUGCGAGAAGCUCUGUCGGAUAUUGUUGCGGAGAUUUGUCCAGAGGCGACGUAUUUACUAGAUCAUCGACUUUUGAGGUGCCUACACUAAAAUUAUCCUUUUUAAGUUAUUUUUGAUAAAUAGUUGAGAUUAGAGAGCUAAACUUAUGUAUAAAAUUAACAAAAAAACUUUUUUUCUCCUACAUUUUCCAUUAUUCACUACGACUUGAACAGUGGUCUCACGUAGAAAUAGAUCUGGCAUUUUAUUGUAUUCUGGUGUUAAUAAUCCCCAAAGUAUACCACAAAAAACACCUUGUUGUCCAACUUCGACUCAAAGUCGUAUCGAAACACUUUUUCCUUUUAGUGAAUGCCGCGACGAGCUCCUUCUGGCUCUGGAAUCCCCCAAAAACGACGCUGCCAUCGUCUGCGGCCAUCUGGAGCGCGCCCAGGCCCGAAUCGCCGAGUUGACGUCAUCCAGCGUCACAGAAGACGUCCUCGACAAGAUUUUUUUCAGAAUUUCUGUAUUGGAAAAAUGA
Caenorhabditis auriculariae is the source of this 6808-nucleotide messenger RNA. NCBI's taxonomy places the organism in Eukaryota, Metazoa, Nematoda, Chromadorea, Rhabditida, Rhabditidae. The record is from the annotation of a GenBank genome assembly.